GUUUGAAUUGCGGAAGAGGCUUCUCGCUCGCGGCAGUAAACAACAACACAAACGUCUGCUGCUUCGAGUUAUCGGAAAACUGGACAGCUGUCAGAAGACGUCAGCAACUGACCUGGUUAUUACUGCCGUGUCUGUCACUGUUGUGGUGAAGGGAUGGAACUGGAGGAGCAAGUUGAAUGGGACGACGUGAAUAAACUCCUGCAACGUCAUGGGUUUAAAUCGGUGUAUUUUGCAGAUCCUGUCGAGAAUAAGAACCUCUCCGACUUGGUUCUGCUGGACAAGAAGUCAGCCGGUGAGAUCAGGACGACUCUGAGGACGAUGCUGACGGACUCGGAGAGAAGACAGGCGCUCAUCCAGGAGCUCAUCAAGUCCAACAACCAACUCAAAGAGGAGGCUCAUGAGCACAUGAGCAGAGCGGCUCAGCAGUCUCAGAGGGUCACAGAGCUGGAGGGGCUUCUGGACGUGGUGAAGACCAAAGUCCAGGACCUGGAGGACCGCUGCCUCGGCAAAGCUGUCCAACAGCACAGCCACUCUCAACAGCUGCAGCAGGAGAAGCAGGAAGCACAGAAAGUGUGUCAGGCUCUGGAGCAGAAGCUGUCCAAACAAAGGGAGGAAGCAGCUCAGCUCGAAAGGAAGCUUUAUUUCACCAUCAAAGAAGAAGAGCGGCGACUGGCUCGACGCAGUCAGACGUUCCAGCACAUCUGCAACAAAGUGAUGGAGCAGAAGUCUCCUGCAGACCAGCAGGUGCUGGAUGUGAUCGACUUCUAUGAGACUAAAAUGACCCAGCUGCUGGAUGAGCUCAGGUCUGUCAAAGGAGCAGAACGAUUUGAAGGGGCUCAUCAGACAAGGCUCAAGAAGGCAUCCAGCGAUGCUGCUCCAUCUUCUAAAGCUCUUCUCAAAGCGUACCAGGACCAGCUAAAGGGGAGCAAAGGUCAAAUAGAAGAGCUAAAGAGGGAGGUGGAGUGCCUGAAGCAAGAGUUGGAGGCAAGGCCAACACUCAAAGAGGUGAAGUUCUACAAACACAAACUCCGCUGUUUGGAGCGGUCGAACAUGUACAACAACACAAGAUUGCGGAAAGAGGACAGGAUGACUGAGAACAGUGAGAACGUCAGCGAUCAAACCAGAGAGGCCAGUCUGUGUGCACACUAUCAUCAUCUGUUGAAAGAGAUCAGCUCUGUAGUGACCAAUCCCAGAGCUCCGCUUCAGCUGCACAGACAGAAAACCUGCUCUGUUGGUUUGGAGCGGGCUGAGUUUCAGACCCUGGUCCCCACGCUGGAGGCGUGGGCCCAGCAGCUCCACCUGCUGAAGGACCUGCAGCAGGGUUUAAAUAAACUGACCAGCAGGCUGAUGCCCUGGCAGUCGACUGGUGGUGACCAUGGUGCAGUAGAAGCGGCGAAGGUGGAAGACAUGAUGUUGCAGGUGGACACCAUGCUGGAAAACAUCUCCACUGAUGAUGAGAAGGUGCGCAGGACACCGACACGAUACACUCUGGGCUCCAUGGUGUCCCACUUCCAGAAGCUGUUCGACGUCACCUCCCUCAGCGGAGUGUACCCGCGCAUGAACGAGGUCUACACCAGGCUGGGAGAGAUGACCAACACCAUGAGGAACCUCCGAGACGUUCUGGACCUAGACAGCAGGGUUCCUCCUGCUGAGGUCGUGAACAGGGUGGCCAGACUGGCUUCCUCCACCGAACACACUGCUGGAUUCCAUCAGCUGCUGGGAGAGGCCGACAUUGACAGCAUCAUCGUCAAAGUGAAGCAGCACGACGAGUUCUUCCCUGCUUUCCAUGCCCUCACCACGGACAUUUUACACACUCUUGGAGUGAGCCACCUGGACGACAUCCUUCCAGCUCUGACAUCUUUGAAACAAACACAGUGACACUUAAUCACUUAAUGUGAUGAUAGUGGAGUGGCUUCGUUUCAAACUGAAUAUUUGGGCAAAGCUUCACAAUGAAGAGACAAUACUCACACCUACCUGCACCUGCCUGUGUACUUCCACAAUGAAUGAACAUUGGCACAGACACGGUCACCUGUCAACCAAUCACUGCGGACAGUGAGUGAGUUUAUUCAUGACUUCUGAUGUCGUCCAUCACAGUUUCCCAGGAGCUUUGUGAACAGAUUUGAACAUCUACCUGACUUUUAUAAAUACAGACUAUCUGUAUGGAGAAUAUGUUUUGUAAUUUGUGUGAACUGACCCUUGGAUUGCUUUUUUUUUUUUUUUUUUUUUUUAAACCUGCAGCCCUCAUUACCCACAAUGCAACAGCUGACUGACAGAUAUUUCAUUCAUUUCCCCUCAUUUAUUUUCAAAUGAAUACAAUAUCUGUUGAGAUCAUCCAUACAGAGGAUCCAGCAGCAAUAUAAUUAUUUCUCUCAGCUUUUAAACUAAUUGUGUUAAUGUCACAGGGCGGAAGUGACAGUUUAAGUAUUUUAUAUUGUUGCAUGCUGUGUUUUUACUCGUUUGGUUUAUUGCAUGGUUUUAUAGUUACUAACUGGUUUGUCUGCAGAUUGCGGAAAGAAGACAGGAUCAUUUCCAUGCAUGGAUAUUGCAAUUUGUAUUGACGAUCUGUGGUUGAACGUGGGUGCGGAGAGGGCGGUAUAUGAGGCCGAUCCACAUGCACACAUUUCCAAGCUGAUUUGGGAUUUAUAAUAGGUACAUUGCUGUUGGGCGUAUGGCACAUACAUUUAGUGUGUAUUCUCUGCAGAGUUUUAGAAAUUCAGUUCACUCCCAGUGUUCCCUUCAUUCUCACCAAAGACACAUGCAUUUUAGUUAUUCAGCUUCACCGUACAAAACUGCCAGUAAUCGCCCUUUAAGUCUUCAGUCAGCGGUAGACUCCUCAGUGCACACGACCACCGAAGAGUUCAACACAUCGCGGCUUCUCCAAACCAACAGGAAUAAACAGCAAAGCCGCAGCAUAUUAAACGCAUUCGACAUGUCACCCUACACGCUGCGUUGACAUUUUCAUAAUUGGAUGGGAAAUGUUUGGCGUCUCUGGCGUCUACACACGUCUACACACCUGUCUCCUCAUGUGCCAGCCUAGUUCUCAGAGAUCCGGGAAGGAAAAGGUCGUUAUUUAAUAAUGAAUAGGUGGGAGCGGAGAGCCUGGCUACUCACUGUGUCCCCGCAUACAUCAACUCCACUGAGCAGAAAAUUAAAAUGGAAAUCUGGGCCCUGAA
Molecule: messenger RNA, 3173 nt
Organism: Acanthopagrus latus (yellowfin seabream)
Lineage: Eukaryota; Metazoa; Chordata; Actinopteri; Spariformes; Sparidae
Gene: cep70
Product: centrosomal protein 70
Exons: 17
Coding region: 154-1878 (574 amino acids)
Biological process (GO): regulation of microtubule cytoskeleton organization; cilium assembly
Cellular component (GO): centrosome
Molecular function (GO): gamma-tubulin binding
Source: RefSeq, a predicted model, not a curated record